AACGAAACUUCUGGUAUUUUCGCGGCAACAAAUAUAGCCAUCAUCAGUCUCCGACGUCUAACUGCAGAAUCUUCAGUCGAUCAAAUUUGUGCUCUCCUCCUUCCUUUUGGAGAAACCUGGUGAAUUAUACCCCCGGGAAUGGCCAGCUUUCUGCACCGUGGCGCUCAGAACUUUGCUCGAGCUAAUAGGUCUAUUCUUUCACGUUCACUGAGAUGGUUUUCUUCUUCGGACGCUUUGGUGGAGGUUAAUCCGGGCGAGAUCGGCUUGGUCUCGGGGAUCCCUGAGCAGCAUCUUCGAAGAAGGGUACUUAUUUACUCACCUGCUCGAACUGCAACACAACAGGGCUCUGGGAAAGUUGGGAGAUGGAAAAUUGAUUUCCUGUCUACCCAUAAGUGGGAGAAUCCAUUGAUGGGUUGGACAUCCACUGGAGAUCCAUAUGCUAAUGUUGGUGAUGCAGCACUCAGUUUUGAUAGUGCAGAAGCUGCAAUGGCAUUUGCUGAAAAAUACGGUUGGGAAUAUACAGUCAAGAAGCGGCAUACACCUCUUCUAAAGCCCAAGUCGUAUGCUGACAACUUCAAGUGGAAGGGACCAGCAAAGAACCAGGAUGCUUAAUGUAACUACCCAACAUCCAUUUUGAUGCUUGAAAGAUUGUGCUAAACUUUAUCUUACAUGUAAAGCUUAUGUAAUGCAUGAUGUACUCUAUUUGUGAAUGUAUAUUGCUGCUUCUACCAAGAACAAUCAACUUUUCGAAUGGAAAUUGAUCGGGAUUAUGUGCCUAAUUCUGUGUAAAAAUCUCUUUUAGUCGAAUUAGAAUUCUGAAAUGGAUUCUGAAAUUAAUUUUAAUUUAAGUGGGGACUCGAUGCUUGUCAAAUAGUAGAGUAUAAACAUAUAUUUAGCCUAAGCAUAUCCUUCUUUUAUUUAAUCGAUGGUAAAAAAACGUUGACAGCUGAAUUGGGUAAAGAAAACUGCCAAAAAAGAAGAUUUUCAAAUGAGAAAUGUGACCUGCAAGCAAGGGCUGCUGCAUUGGCCGAUCUCUUAACAAACUUGAAACUGCGGAAUAGAUUGGGGGGAUCAUUGCCUAUGUUGUAGCAAACUGAAACAGCUCAUUGUAGUCCAUAGGGACUGGUCAGCAACGGUCACAUGAUAAUGGGCCAGGUAAUCGUUACAUUUGGGUUUAAAUGGGCCUCAUGGUGUGGUCAGGUCAAGCCCAAGAUACAACGAAUAGCUUCCUCGAACUCGAUGCGGGUGAUUAGGGUUUUGCUCCCCCUCCCCCCUUUAUAUAGAUCUCCAUAGGCUUCUUUGCUCUCCCUGUGCGGAGGGUCUCUGGUUGGGUGGUUGUUUUGUCGAAUCCCUUGAUUUCUUAGCUGAAUCCGGUCUAUAUUUUUCUGAGCUUGGUGCUUUUAAUAGAUCUUAUAAGCUGAAGAUGAUGAUCGGAAUGCUGGGUGAUGAUCAAUUUCAUAUGAUCUAAAUAUCUCCUUGCUGCGUUCUUUCUGAUUCAGGCAACCUCUUUUUUAAAAUUGAUUUUUUUCAUCGGAUCACGUAGAUGAUGAUAUCAGGAAAUCUUAGGACACCUUCUGACGCAGUACGAUGCUGCGUGUGAGAAAAUAGAUUUUCGUUUCUGAUAUUUGAUCAACAAUAAUAAUUAUUAUUAUUAUCAUUAUUGCUGAUUGUUGUUGUUUUGUAUUUGCUUUCUUCGGAGAUUUAAAAUUCUGAUUUCCAAAGUGAAUGAAAGUGUAUUUUUUUUCUUUUA
Molecule: messenger RNA, 1750 nt
Organism: Manihot esculenta (cassava)
Lineage: Eukaryota; Viridiplantae; Streptophyta; Magnoliopsida; Malpighiales; Euphorbiaceae
Product: NADH dehydrogenase [ubiquinone] iron-sulfur protein 4, mitochondrial
Exons: 5
Coding region: 139-612 (157 amino acids)
Biological process (GO): electron transport chain
Source: RefSeq, a predicted model, not a curated record